Scaptodrosophila lebanonensis is the source of this 537-nucleotide messenger RNA. RefSeq names its product nuclear receptor 2C2-associated protein. The transcript is spliced from 3 exons. Lineage: Eukaryota; Metazoa; Arthropoda; Insecta; Diptera; Drosophilidae. The coding region runs from base 24 to 446 and encodes 140 amino acids. The record is from RefSeq and is a predicted model, not a curated record.
UAUUGGACUGUAAUUCUAAUUCCAUGGAUGUAUUGAACGAUAUUGGGUUUCGGUGCAGCGUUAGCUCUGUUCUGAAUAAGGAAACAAAACAAUAUGGUAAGCAAUUUAUGUUUGAUGAGACAGAAGACACGGCUUGGAGCUCAGAUGAGGGAUUACCCCAAUGGAUAAGUCUUUCGUUUGACGAGCCUCAAGCUAUCAGCGGAUUUUGCUUUCAGUUUCAGGGCGGAUUUGUUGGACAAGAUGCGACUGUCUUACUUUACUCUUCAGAGGAUAACAAGCUAUUAGGCAAGGAGGCAUUUUACCCGGAAGAUAUUAAUUCUCCUCAAAAUUUCCAACUGAAACACGAAACAUCUGUAGAAAAAUGUUCUAAAAUUAAAUUUGUUUUUGCAUCAAGUACAGAUUUAUUUGGUAGAAUUAUUGUAUAUAAACUCAAAUUGUUAAAGUAAUUUAUGUAAUUAUAGCUGCAUUCUGCAUUUAUAUAUAUAAAGUAAUUUCAGGUGACCUAAUAUAAAAAGACGAAAAAUACUUAUUUUUAAA